UUAAAAAAUAUUUAUUUAUCAUAAAUUUAUGUGAAUUCUAAUUUAGUAAGCGUGGGUAGUGGCGUUGGCAGUGGAUCUCAUCUACCUCCGCUGAAGCCAAAAACAUCAUGGGUGAAGAGGCCUCCAAAUCCAAUCCCAAACUAACACUGUUUCCUCUCAUAGCUCUUAUCUUCUAUGAAGUAUCUGGGGGUCCUUUUGGAGUAGAAGAUUCCGUCAGGGGUGGAGGUGGUCCUCUUCUAUCGCUGCUCGGAUUCUUGGUUUUCCCUCUAAUAUGGAGUAUACCAGAAGCUCUUGUCACGGCUGAACUUGCCACCAGCUUCCCUCAAAACGGUGGUUAUGUUGUUUGGAUUUGCUCAGCCUUUGGACCCUUUUGGGGGUUUCAGGAAGGGUUUUGGAAAUGGUUCAGUGGGGUGAUGGACAAUGCUCUCUACCCAGUUCUCUUCCUGGAUUACAUGAAGCAAUCCUUCCCUAUCUUUGAUCGUUUGGCUGCUCGAAUCCCUGCUCUUCUGGGGAUCACCCUUUCACUCACUUACUUGAAUUACCGUGGCCUUCACAUCGUCGGCUUUUCUGCUGUUUUCCUCGCCCUUUUCUCACUUUCCCCGUUCCUCAUAAUGGCCCUUCUUUCCAUUCCCCAAAUAAGACCCAGCCGCUGGCUUCUUGUGGAUUUUGCCAAGGUGGAUUGGCCAGGAUACUUCAACACCAUGUUCUGGAAUUUAAAUUAUUGGGAUAAGGCCAGUACCCUUGCGGGAGAGGUUGAGGAUCCGAGUAAAACCUUCCCUCGGGCACUUGUUGGAGGACUAGUUUUGGUGGUCUCCUCCUAUUUGAUUCCACUUCUUGCUGGAACAGGUUCCUUUAGCUCCUCUCCCACUGAGUGGGUAGAUGGUUAUUUUGCCCAAGUUGGGAUGUUCAUUGGCGGCUCUUGGCUCAAACUCUGGAUUCAACUCGCUGCUGCUAUGUCUAACCUCGGCUUGUUCGAAGCCGAAAUGAGCAGCGAUUCUUUCCAACUUGAAGGGAUGAGCAAGAUGGGAAUGCUUCCUGCUCUAUUUGCUACAAGGUCUGUUUAUGGAACGCCCACUUUUAGCAUUUUGUUCUCUGCCACUGGAGUUAUCUUCUUGUCUUGGAUGAGCUUUCAGGAAAUCAUAGAGUUCCUCAAUUUCUUAUAUGCUGUAGGAAUGCUUCUUGAGUUUGCAGCUUUUAUCACUUUGAGGCUGAAGAAGCCAAAUCUUUAUAGACCUUACAGAGUUCCACUGUCAACAUUUUGGGCGACCAUGCUUUGUUUGCCUCCUGCUUUACUGCUUAUUCUUGUAAUGUGCUUGGCUUCUUUGACAACUUUCUUUGUGAGUGGAGCAGUAAUUCUGGUGGGGUUUAUCCUGUACCCUUUCUUGGUUCAAGCCAAAAAUAAGAAUUGGAUUUUAUUUGAAGAAGCCACUGGCUGGCAGCAAUGCCAUUCAGAACUGACUGACCAAGAAAAUAGCGGUGUUGAGCUUCUUGUGAGCUCACCAUUGGCUAGCGUGGAAGAACAAUUGUCUUUAAUGCAAAGUGAUUCUAAACCAAGCUAGCAGGAUCUUGUCUUUUAGAUAUUAAUUUUGACAAGCAUACGACGUGUUUGGCCGUCUUGGACAUUGCUGAAUGCUGAGGUAGCAAGAAAAGGGGUUUGGUUUUCUGUUAUGCUUGAGCUUAUUAAUUUCAAUUCGCAGAGGAAAAUAAAUAUUAUAUAUUUAAAGAGCAGAGGUUGAACUCGGGGAUGACUGAACAUCUCAUUAACCAAAUCUGUGUUGUACCUUAUAUAUGAUUACCAUCAAAUCAAUUUUACAAAGAAUUCUAGUUAUUUUCAUUUGUUGAAAACAUUUAA
Glycine soja is the source of this 1852-nucleotide messenger RNA. Its product is annotated as probable polyamine transporter At3g19553. The record is from RefSeq and is a predicted model, not a curated record. Gene Ontology annotation, cellular component: membrane. Gene Ontology annotation, biological process: transmembrane transport. The transcript has 2 exons. Gene Ontology annotation, molecular function: transmembrane transporter activity. The coding region runs from base 108 to 1559 and encodes 483 amino acids. Lineage: Eukaryota; Viridiplantae; Streptophyta; Magnoliopsida; Fabales; Fabaceae.